Echinostoma caproni is the source of this 4635-nucleotide messenger RNA. The record is from the annotation of a GenBank genome assembly. Lineage: Eukaryota; Metazoa; Platyhelminthes; Trematoda; Plagiorchiida; Echinostomatidae.
CAUGCCCGACUGUCCAGCGGAACUCAUGCAUACUCCACUCCGGGUGCAUUGAAGCGGAAACGCGAUUCCACCAGUGGUAUUCCAUCAAAGGUUAGUGCGAGCGAUUCUGUCGUUUAUGCGGCACAUUCGGAAGAAGACGAGGAAGAGGAAGAAGACGAGGGAGAGGAAACAGACGACGCCGCUCGUGGUACACAUCCUGAUCAAGAGGUGAAGUCAGCCACAGAUGGAAAUACAGAUGAAUUGGGCGCAGAAGAAGAUGAGGAUGAAGAAGCAGAGCCGGAGGCUGAAGAACCAGAGUUGGGAUAUGACGAUGAGGAAGAGGAGGAUCAGCUCACCGCGAUUGUUCGUCGACAACGUGAAGCAUUUUCUGCUCGCGUAGCCGCAGGCCGUCCAAGCAUUAGAAAUCAGAUAAGGCCAAAUCCGAGUGAUCUUUCACGUCCGUUGUCCGGGGCCAGUUCUGCGGCGAUUGCUCGGGUAUUGCAAACGAAUAAAGUACUACGUGAGUGGAAGAUAUUGGCGCGUAAAGUGUUGUGCAAAGUGGCCCGACAAUGUCUUGCUACGAGACGUGAGAAAAUCAGUGCCGCCAAACGGGCUGCUCGUGAAUGUGCACGAGUCGUACGACAACGCGCGCUGUUGUCACACAAGGCAGGCAAAGAUGCUGUCAAUCGCGGACAUCGUCUUUGUCGAGAGAUUGCCACUAAUUGGCGUAACUCCGCUCAAAGCAUGCUCAAUGGUACUGGGCCUCUGACAGUUAACGGAAUCACAUUUCCUGCCGGUACGGAUUCGACUGGGUCUUCAUCGUCCGCCAUGUUGCGUCAGUCGGACUACCACGCCUUUGGAGUCUCAGCGAAAGGUGACGCUUCGGGUGGAAUCAGUGGUUCAGAUGGUACUGCUGUGGAAUCAGCUGCGGCAGCCCGACGCCGGGCAGAAAGAGCUGCGGCGGAACAGCGUCGUGCUGACCUUGAGUUACUCGAAGCCCGGAGGCAACAACGUAAACUGAACUUUUUAAUUACUCAGACGGAGUUGUACGCUCACUUUAUGGCUCGAAAACUGGAUGCAGUUGUUACCACGAAUACCGUUGAUCAAAACAAUGCUCUGGACGGGGAGAAAACAGAAAAUUCAACCGAAUGGCCUGCGGUAUCGGAGACGGACCGAGAGGCAGCGGAAACCACACGCAUUCUCCGUCGGCUUGAGGAAUCAGAUGAUGAAAUCGAGGAACGGGUUGGAGAAGAAUCGAAAGACGUAGUAACAGAAGUAGUGCCUACAUCGGCGCUGGAAGAUCCUUCCGCGGAGUCUACAACAGGAUCGCCGACCAAGUCACCUACCUCGCAAGCAAAAUCUACUGGAUCCAGUUCAAUAGCUGUUGCUGCUAAGGCUGCAGCAACUCGUUUAGGAAUCAAAACCGAAGAUGAAUAUGAUAUUCAGCGUAUGAAGUCGGAAGCAAUGUCCAAAGUGCGUUUGGCCGUGGAACGUGAACGUGAUCGCCGCUCACAAAUCGAACACCUGAUUCCCACUCCUGCCAUACCGCCCGUGGAUCGACAACAACAAACGUCAGAUCCGAAGACCACUGCCACUGUGCAAUCACCACGUUUGUUUCAAGGCAGUUUGAAGGCUUACCAGUUGCAGGGUCUCAACUGGCUAUUGGGACUUUUCGAUCAGGGCAUCAAUGGGAUUUUGGCCGACGAGAUGGGCUUGGGGAAAACCAUUCAAACGAUCGCAUUUUUGGGCUACUUGGCCGAGACCUACAAACUAUGGGGCCCGUUUUUGAUUGUCUCACCAGCAUCAACGUUGCACAAUUGGACGCAGGAGUUUGCCCGAUUUCUUCCAUCUUUUCGUAUUGUGCCCUACUGGGGGAGUCCGGCUGAGCGAAAGGUGUUGCGCCGUUUCUGGUUCUCUGCCCGUCAGGCCGGUUCUUCGUUGAACACCUCUGGUUCUCACGAUCCGGACGAUGACGGACCAUCGUCUGACUGGGUCACACAUGGACAACUGGGAACGCGUGAGGCCGAAAUGCAUGUGGUCAUAACAAGUUAUCAGGUUGUUCUACAGGAUGCCAAAUUUAUCAACAAAACUGCCUGGUCUUAUAUCGUUUUGGACGAGGCACAUGCGAUUAAAAGUACAUCCAGUUUGCGUUGGCGCAUCCUGUUGUCGUUCAAGUGUCGCAAUCGUCUUCUGCUCACAGGAACACCGAUCCAAAAUACAAUGCAAGAACUCUGGGCUUUACUGCACUUCAUUAUGCCAUCUUUGUUUGAUUCACACGAUGAAUUCGCCAACUGGUUCUCUCGUGACAUAGAAUCCCAGGCAACUCAAGCCACAACCGGGUCCUCAUCCGGUGCUGCGGGUUUGUCAACGUCCAAACUGAAUGAGAAUCAAUUGUCUCGCUUGCAUCUAAUUCUCAAACCAUUCAUGCUUCGACGGACCAAAGCCGAAGUAGAGCAUGAGAUUUCGAAAAAGACUGAGAUUUUACGAUACUGUCCUCUUAGCAAUCGACAGCAAAUCCUGUACGACCGAUUGCGUAACAAAAUUCGUCUAGAGGAUCUCAGUUCUGUGAUUGGUUCCGAUCAAUCGAACACUGGUUCGAGUGAUCUUGGUUUGGUCUCCCAUCCAAGCGGUCCGAUACCCUCGAAUGCAACCACUCAUCUCAUCAACCUGGUCAUGCAAUUGCGCAAAGUGUGCAAUCAUCCGGAUUUGUGGGAAACACGGGAUGUCCGCUUUGCCUGUUUCCACGGUGCCAUUCGUCCUACAGAGCAUGAGCGUGCCGGCUCCAGUCGAACGAGAGAGCACAGUUUCUGGCUUCCUCGUUUGUUUUACGAUGAAGGUCUUCUCCCCGGGCUGUCUUGGACGCAUACGGGAAUCAGGACACAGUUACCCGGUGUCAGCCUACCCGCAUGGCCUAUCGACUCACUGACUUACUUAACAGCUGAUCAGCUUGCCGCCGUUGUGCACUGGUUCAGCAUUUUUCAUCCGGCUCACGUGCACGCUGAUCUAUGGCAUCACGAUGACUUGGAACCGGAUUUGGGCCCAUGGUCAGAACAAGUAACUCCGCAGAUCGGUUCUAAUCGGACCGACUCGGUUCAUCCGUCUAAAUGUUUCUCUUUUUCCCGCCUUCUGGACCUGUCUGUUCAAGAGCUAUGUUUGAUCGCAUGCACAGGUUGGGAUGUUCCUGUUCCACGGCGAUCUUAUCCGUCGUUCUUUGGCGAUCGGGAACCAGUCGAUCACCGACCCGAUGGUGAAUUGUUGCCAUUAAUCGGACAGUUGCCAAAACAAAAAUUCGCCCCCUCCCGAGCUGUUCUACCACAGCACACCUCACACUGGCUUCAUCCUGCAUUCAAGAUAGUCACUCUUCCGGAAGCUCAUCUGGGCGAGCAUGUCUCAAUACCGCUAUCUGGAUGGAGUUCAUGGGAUCUGAUGAGUCCGACCAGUACUUACAGCUGUCCCGAGCCAUCUGUUCUUCGACGCUAUCUCACCCUGGCCACAGUGAACAAGGCAAAUCUCGGGCCCGUUGGAUUGCACGUCCGUGCACCGUAUUUCAUGCACCGAUACAACCAUCUGCUCGCUCUCAGUCGCCCGGUUCCUGCCGGAUUGGAUCCUCUGUCAUCCCUCUCUAGUCGUAUCCCUUACGGCAUACCUCAGUCAAUUUGUGUGCCUGAUUUUUCACGUGAUAUUGAAUUGAUCUCUCUGGCCACGCGAAUCGCUGACUCGGGUAAACUGGUCGCACUGGAUGCUUUGCUGAACGAAUUAAAACCAGCCGGUCAUCGAGUGCUGAUCUACUCUCAGAUGACUCGAAUGAUCGAUAUUUUGGAGGAAUUCAUGAUCUACAGAAAUCACGCCUAUUUGCGCUUAGAUGGCUCUUCUCGACUGUCUGAUAGACGAGACAUGGUUGCCCAGUGGCAAACCAAUCCGCGUUGGUUUGUCUUUCUUCUUUCUACUCGGGCUGGUGGACUGGGAAUCAAUCUGACCGCUGCGGACACUGUGAUUUUCUAUGAUUCCGAUUGGAAUCCAACAGUAGAUCAACAAGCCAUGGAUCGGGCACAUCGAUUGGGACAAACCAAACCGGUAACUGUGUAUCGCUUAGUAUGCAAAAAUACUGUCGAAGGUCGAAUGAUGCAACGGGCUGAAGAGAAACGAGCAAUGCAACAAAUGGUGAUCCAAUCCGGUCAGGAUGGUCAUCAUCCGAGCAAUUUGAUCCCGUCAGCUCGAGGUCAGGAACAACUCACAUCCUCGGAUAUGGUCUCGCUGUUGUUGGAUGAUGAUGAACUGGUCACCAGAUUACAACAAAAACGUCGAGCUCAAGCACCUCGUGGCCGUCCAAUAAAAUGUGCAUCAGCUCCACGACUCACGAGUACCGGGAGCGGGCAGAUAGACAUUGCAGAGAAUGAUCCGACCACUGGCCCGUCCAUACCUUUGAAUCCACCGGUGGAGUCUACCGCUUCUCCCAUUCGCAUUGACACUGCUCUAGAACGGAAACGUCAGGCGCUGUGGGCUGAAAUGCCUCGUGUUCCUAUGGGUCGACCGAAGAAAAUUCGUCCGAUCGAGUCCAUUGGAUCUGCUGCCAGCGUCGCUGCCGCUGCGUCUGCUGCAUCCUCUUUAUCUAGCAAUAAUAGCAAUAGCAAUAACAAUAAUAAUACCGCCUCCUAA